This is a messenger RNA of Diaporthe amygdali, 1050 nucleotides long. RefSeq lists its product as uncharacterized. NCBI's taxonomy places the organism in Eukaryota, Fungi, Ascomycota, Sordariomycetes, Diaporthales, Diaporthaceae. The coding region runs from base 1 to 1050 and encodes 349 amino acids. The record is from RefSeq and is a predicted model, not a curated record. The transcript has 6 exons.
AUGAAGCUGACAACAGUCAGCAACGGUGUCAAUCAUCUCCGCUACGUCAGAUAUACGGGUUUCCAAGACUGCACACGACAGGGUUUCAACUCCUUCACUGUCUUGCACACCGAGGCGCAGCUCUCAAAUCUACUCGCGCUCUUCGAGCUGAUACCGGGAAUGGACUCGUUGAGUGGCUCGAAAUCAGGAACCCCAGACGCAGCUUAUGCCGGGUUUCGUACCGCCCUCGUAGGGUCCAUGGCUGGCCGAUACCCUGCCCAUGAGGGCUUGCAGGUCGCCCUACAGGAUCACACAUCCCAGGCGCCAGAAGUCUAUCAACACAACGCGCCAGAGGUAUAUCAAUAUCAUGAUUCGGCGCCAGAGACUGCUCCUCAAGAGAAGCCAUAUCAGUACCAGGAGCCGCACUCGCCCGCGGCAAGCAAGCCUCGCCGCUGGUGUGGUCUUCCAAAACGGACGGCACUCAUUGUUGCGGCUGUGGUUGUGCUCGUCAUCGUCGGCGCUGUUAUCGGAGGAAUAGUUGGAGCUCUGGUUACCAGGAAUGGGAACAGCAGUGCCAGCAGCGCCAGCAGCGCCAGCAGCACCGCCAGUGCCACCGCCACCGCCGCCUCGGAUGCCGCAGUGACCAGUGCCGCGACAACGGCCUCAUCAACCUCAUCGACCUCAUCUGCCUCAUCAAAUCCGACAUCGACGUCAACGAGCACGACGUCGGCAUUCCCGACGCCAUCGAAUGGUAUACUGCCACUGAACUGCCCAGCGAUCAAUAAUACCCAAUAUACGACCGAUGGCGCAUCGUUCUUCAUAUAUUGCCUCACAGACUUCAAGACAAGCCAGGGGAACAUCGCCCAGUCACUGCAACCGAGCAUCAACGACUGCAUCGACACGUGCGCCACGUACAAUUCGAAGAACACAGAUGAGCCGUGUCAAGCCUUGACCUUUGGCGCGAACCUCACGAGAUACGGAGGAGCAAACUGCUUCCUCAAAACAGGACCACUGCAGAGCAAACCAUACACGGUAGACGACUACCAGGCCGGUGCUGUGCUGAUAGGAUGA